Messenger RNA from Notodromas monacha, 1260 nucleotides. The record is from the annotation of a GenBank genome assembly. NCBI's taxonomy places the organism in Eukaryota, Metazoa, Arthropoda, Ostracoda, Podocopida, Cyprididae.
AUGCAGGAUGCAGCUGCAGCAGCACAAGUAACACCGAAACGUCCAGCGAAGCUUGGAACUCCAUCAUUCUCCUCCACCCAAGCUGCAUCCACUACCAUCAGAGCAACGUCCGGCGUUGCUCGACCUGAAUCCAGUGAUGUGCUUUGCAACUUGAGAGCAUUCGGAAUCGGCACCGGAAGCUUUGGUUUGUUGCCAAAUGUGAGAGGAGACGGAGGAAAAUGCAUACGAAGCACGCUUGACAUCGUGCCAAACGUUUUUGAAGUCGCUCGAAACCGCCAGCAAGAAGAGAACGGGUAUAAUGGAUCGAAACAAGGACACGAAGAAGUUCUGGCAAAAAGGUCCUGCAUGUGCGUCGCAAUCAGCAUCUUCCGGAUCUUGAGGAAGUCGCUGUGCUCAGGGUCUUGGACUGCACACAAAGAACGUUUAAGGAACAACAUUUACACGAUAUUCAGGCAAGACAAGAAAAACGACGAGUAUUAUUAUUGCGGAACGAAAAAGGAUCGCGAUCGCGGAAGGAAAGGGACAGACUUUAUCUACGGUAAAUAUGGUGAAAAUGAUAACAAGCAGCUGAAACCAAGAAGAAUAGUCUUGAGGAAAUUAGGAGUAUCAUCGGCAGGAUUGAUUUCAUCGAUUCAAAAAACAAUGGCGCUUGUUUCUUUGCUGAGAUUCCGACGGAGACACGUCAAGGCUUUACUGAUGGAAGCAUGCACCCCAAUGCGGUUCAGAGGCUCAUUGCUGUCACUGGUAGCCGGUUUUUGUCUUGGAGUGCUGGUUACAACGUCGACGUUUGAGACCAUACGAGAAGAUUACAUGAGGAGAGGAGAUGGCGUGAAUGAAGCCUUAUAUUGGAGACCAGAUAGGGAUCAUUCUAUAGUUGCUUAUGGGGGCCCAAAGGCUUUUUUCACUUGGCUUUUUGGGAUCGAGCAAGUGCAGGAAGGUGAAGGAAAACGAAACCAAAGUUCGGACACUCAUACCCCAGAGAAUAGGACAGUUAUUCCGGAUUAUGAGAUGGUGCGCGUUCAAGAAGGGAAUGAUUCAGUGGCGGAUGAGCUGAGCAGGAGGGUGCGAGUUCUUUGCUGGAUCAUGACCCAGCCGGAAAAUCAUCAGAAGAAAGCAAUUCAUGUCAAGGCAACUUGGGGCAAACGAUGCAACGUUUUGCUCUUCAUGAGCACUGCAGAUGAACGGGUGAGUAACCCAAUUCUCACGGAAGGAUCCAAGGACGAGUUUCGGCAAAUUGCCAAAACUCGUCUCUGUUUAUGA